UAGCGUCCCUCCGAGCACGAGUUGUUGGUAGAACUGUCCUUACUGGCUAAAAUGGCAGACAUCUCGAAAGACGAGCUCCGCAAGGAAAUUGCCGCUAUCCUGAAGGAUGCUGAUCUUACAUCAACAUCAUCCAAAAAAGUCCGCCAGCAGAUUGAAGAGAAGCUGGAUGUUGAUCUUUCAGACAGGAAAAAGGAAGUGGAUGAUUUGGUAAUGGAAUGUCUCAAAGAGAAACAAGACGGAAAAAAGAAAAACAGUAAGGAUGAAGAUGAGGAAGAGGAUGAGGAGGAAGAGGAAGAAGAGGAGGAUGAGGAGGAAGAAGAAGAUGAAAAACCUAAAGCAAAGAGAGCAGCUAAAAAGCCCACGAAGCGGCCCAAGAAAGGCAGCAGUGAAGAAAGUGACGAAGGCUCAGAUGAUGAUGCAAGUGAUGAGGAAUAUAAUCCAUCCAAAAAAAAAAAAAAAAGCCCUCCGCCACACACCGUUGGGUGGCUUGCGGAGUAUCAAUGGUUUGCGAACUGGGUACUGAUCCUGGUGUCUCUCAAGAAAAAUGGCAGCCCAAGCUCGUCCUUGUCGUCCUUCUUUGGACGAGGAUGUCAAGCUAUAUCUCUGGAGAAGUAA
This is a messenger RNA of Schistocerca serialis cubense, 615 nucleotides long. RefSeq names its product nucleolin-like. The transcript is spliced from 2 exons. NCBI's taxonomy places the organism in Eukaryota, Metazoa, Arthropoda, Insecta, Orthoptera, Acrididae. Bases 52 to 615 code for a protein of 187 amino acids. The record is from RefSeq and is a predicted model, not a curated record.